Molecule: messenger RNA, 1386 nt
Organism: Diospyros lotus (date-plum)
Lineage: Eukaryota; Viridiplantae; Streptophyta; Magnoliopsida; Ericales; Ebenaceae
Product: thiamine thiazole synthase 2, chloroplastic
Exons: 2
Coding region: 103-1188 (361 amino acids)
Biological process (GO): thiamine biosynthetic process
Source: RefSeq, a predicted model, not a curated record
CAAGCAGUCCAGUGUGUGCUCAUCAUUCACCACUGUCACAGUAUCACCCUCUUCAUUACCUACAAAACCCAGUAGUUGCAGAGAAAUUAGGCCCCAUAUCAUAUGGCAACCAUGGCCACGGUAAGUCUCACCUCAUCUAUCUCCAAAAACCCUAAACCUUCCUUCUUCGACAACAAGUCAGCCUUCCAUGGCCUGCCCAUUGCAUCUCGCGUCCAAACCAUCAAGUCCACUGCCGCCCCACAGAACGUCUCCGCCAUCAUAGCCGCCGCCGCCCCUCCGCCGUACGACCUCCAGUCCUUCAGGUUCGAACCCAUCAAAGAAUCCGUGGUGUCCCGUGAAAUGACCCGCAGAUACAUGAUGGACAUGAUCACGUACGCCGACACCGACGUCGUGGUCGUCGGGGCCGGCGCGGCUGGCCUCUCGUGCGCCUACGAGAUCAGCAAAAACCCCAACGUCAACGUGGCCAUCAUCGAGCAGUCCGUUAGCCCCGGCGGCGGCGCGUGGCUCGGCGGCCAACUGUUCUCCGCCAUGAUCGUUCGGAAACCGGCUCACAAAUUCCUCGACGAGCUGGAGAUCCAGUACGACGAGCAGGAUGACUACGUUGUGAUCAAGCACGCGGCCUUGUUCACGUCGACAAUCAUGAGCAAGCUACUUGCCCGGCCGAACGUCAAGCUGUUCAACGCGGUGGCGGCGGAGGAUUUGAUCGUAAAAGGCGGCAGAGUCGGCGGAGUGGUGACCAACUGGGCUCUCGUCUCGAUGAACCAUGAUACGCAGUCUUGUAUGGACCCGAACGUGAUGGAGGCUAAGGUGGUGGUGAGCUCUUGCGGCCACGACGGCCCGUUCGGAGCCACCGGCGUUAAGAGGCUGAAAAGCAUCGGAAUGAUUGACAGUGUGCCUGGAAUGAAAGCGCUUGACAUGAACACGGCGGAAGACGCCAUUGUUAGGCUUACCAGGGAGAUUGUUCCCGGCAUGAUUGUCACCGGAAUGGAGGUCGCCGAAAUCGAUGGAGCUCCAAGAAUGGGCCCCACAUUCGGUGCGAUGAUGAUAUCGGGCCAGAAGGCGGCCCAUCUGGCACUGAGGGCUCUGGGCGAGCCCAAUGCUCUUGAUGGGACAUACAGUGAAGAGGGAAGCCUUCAACCAGAGCUCAUACUUGCUGCUGCAGAGGCAGGGGAGAUUGUCGAUGCUUGAUGAGAUUCAAGAAAGACGAUUAAUUUUACAUAAUCGAGCGGACAGAACGAUAUGUAGAUUAGUUUGGGCCAUGUUGUUUCGCAAUUUUCAGAAGCUGUUGAAGAAAAGUUGAAAUCUUUUGUAGUUGAAGUUCCAAGUUUCCGAUCAUGGCUGGCUGUGUUGCCCCUUCAAUAAAAAUUUCUCACAACCUUCCCAGCA